Messenger RNA from Chelmon rostratus (copperband butterflyfish), 1570 nucleotides. RefSeq names its product intermediate filament protein ON3-like. The transcript is spliced from 9 exons. Bases 39 to 1394 code for a protein of 451 amino acids. Gene Ontology annotation, cellular component: keratin filament. Gene Ontology annotation, molecular function: structural constituent of skin epidermis. Gene Ontology annotation, biological process: keratinization; intermediate filament organization. NCBI's taxonomy places the organism in Eukaryota, Metazoa, Chordata, Actinopteri, Chaetodontiformes, Chaetodontidae. The record is from RefSeq and is a predicted model, not a curated record.
GCCACACCCAGACCUGCCUAUAAAGUACCACUCUAAAGAUGGGGAGAUGCACAACAGAGCUCAACCGCCUCCUGACCUCUUCAUCCAUUCCUGCAGUGAGAUCUCCACGCAGCACGACCAUGAGUCUGAGAAGCAAGCGCAGCAGCAGGCCAGGACUGCGCAUGUCGGCAGGGGGCUUCACUAGCAUGUCCAUGGGAUCCUACUCCAUCCCCAGGAUGAGCACUGGGUCUUUCCAAGCGGCCCCGAUUACAGCAGUGACCAUCAACAAGAGCUUGCUCACCCCACUGAACGUAGACAUUGACCCCACCGUCCAUGCUGUUCGUAACCAGGAGAAAGAGCAGAUCAAGAGUCUCAACAACCGUUUUGUAUCAUUCAUUGAUAAGGUAAGAUUCCUGGAGCAGCAGAACAAAAUGCUGGAAACCAAGUGGAAGCUGCUGGAGGGACAGACCGCCGCCUCCUCCAACAUUGAGCCCAUGCUGAAGACAUACAUCGCCAGCCUGCAAAGACAGCUGGAGUCUCUGGACAAUGACAGACACAGACUGGAUGUGGAGAAUGAUGCCAUGCACAAAAAUGUACAAGAGUACAAGACAAAGUAUGAGCAUGAGAUCAUCAAGAGGAAUGAAGUAGAGAACGAGUUUGUUGUGCUCAAGAAGGAUGUGGACGCAGGCUAUCUUUCCAGGAUGGAUCUGGAGGACAAGGUGUCGUCCAUCGGUGAUGAAUUCAACUUCCUCAAGGCUCUGUACAAUUUGGAGCUGUGUGAGCUGCAGGACAGCCUGAAGGAGACCUCUGUGGUGGUGCAGAUGGACAACUCCCGUGGCCUGAACAUGGAUCGGAUCGUGUCUGAGGUUAAGGCUCAGUAUGAGGACAUUGCCGCCCGUAGCCGUGAAGAAGCUGAAUGCUGGCACAGGAAGAAGUUUGACCAGAUGACUGCUCAGGCAGACCAGUAUGGCAGUGAGCUGCGCAACACCAAGGGGGAAAUUUCUGAGCUCAAACGAAUGAUCAGCCGCCUGCAGAAUGAGAUUCAGGCUGCAGUGACACAGCGUACCAGCCUUGAGGCCCAGGUACUGGAAGCGGAGCAGCGUGGGGAGGGGGCCGUGCAGGAUGCCAAGGCUCGCAUCAGGGACCUGGAGCUGGCUCUGCAGAGGGCCAAGCAAGACAUGGCUCACCAGCUCAGAGAGUACCAGGAGCUGAUGAAUGUCAAGCUGGCCCUGGACAUCGAGAUCUCCACCUACAGGAAGCUGCUGGAAGGAGAGGAGGAGAGACUUGGACGGGACUCUAUUGUCAAUAUCCAAGAAGUGCCCACCAAAGCCGUCCCUGUUAACAAACAGCCCCAGCGAAAGUCAGGUGCAAUUCUCAUCAAAACUGUGGAGACCCAAGACAGAUUAUACAGCUAAGCCCGGAAAACACACUGCAGCACUGUGACGUGCAGGAUCACUACGGCCAUUUAACUCAGUCCUUUACAUGAAUGUCUUUGUAAUCUGUCAUUUGUUUAUUUCCCUUCUCCUUGUGUUUGAUGUCACAUUAAUUGCCACCUUCUGUGUUUAAAAUAAAGGUGUACUCAGCUGCCCGA